UUUCAAUAUCAUUUGUUUUCUGUAUUUUUUGCGUUAAGAAAGAAGAACACACAGAUAGUGAGAGAGAGAACAAGGCAUACAAAUGGCAGAAGAGAUUGGUGUGAGUGUACUAGGAAAGAUCGCAGAGUUGCUGCUGAUUGAGCCAAUUCAACGAGAACUUGGUUAUCUAUUCUGCUUCAGCAGUAACUUUCAAGAGCUCGAAACUCAACUAACCCAACUAAAAGCAACCAGCAACGAUGUACAAGGAAGGCAAGAUGCAAAAAAGUACGAGGGAAAAACUCUGGGUGAUAGCGUCCAGUUAUGGAUUGGGGAUGCAAAAGGAAAAAUUGAAGAAGCGGAGAGUCUUAUCAAAGAGAAGGCCGAGGUUCAAAAGGGGUGUUUCUCCAUCAAAUGGUGUUCUAAUAUAAGCUUGCGCUUUUCAUUGGGCAGGAAAGGUAAGAAGUUAUCUCUCCUUCUCGUCGAGCUUCUUAGACGUGGUGGUGAGCUGCCGAGCGAAGGUUAUGACUUGCCCGUGCAGCCCAGAAGCUGCUGGAGAAAGUACAAUAGCGAUGAUUUGGAUUUUGAGAGUCGAACAAAGAUUAAAGAAGACAUCGUUGAGAAGUUACUGGACGAAGAAACAAUGUUAGUAGGGAUAUGCGGAAUGGGAGGAGUUGGAAAGACCACUCUCGCCAAACAAGUCCUCCAAGAGUUGGAAAUACCUUGCGUGGAGGUGCUGAGUAUGAAAUCUAUUCCAAAUAUUAAAACAUUGUGCAACAUCUUGCUACCAUCACUGCAAAAGUUGAAAAUUGAUAGUUGUGAUGACUUUCAAUAUGUUGACUUCUUUGAUAGCUUGGUUAUUUCUCAUCUUAGAAAUUUAAUCAUUAAAAAUUGUACAAAGUUGAAAGGAGUAGUAGGAGUAACAACGGGGGCAGAAGAGCAACAGAGAAAAUCAAUUGAAUUCCCUAAUUUGUCAACAUUGGAACUUGAAUCCUUAGUCGAACUCGCGAGUUUUGUCAUCGACGUCAGCAAUUUGGGUGACAAAGAGGAAAAGUCGCAAAGUGCACUAUUUUAUCAAGAUGAUUAUCAGGUCUCGUUUCCCUGCUUAGAAGAUUUGCAAAUAAAGAAAUUGUCAAAGAUAAAUUAUAUAAUAGGAAGGAAACGUGAACAAUUAAGAGGACAUCAUGAUCAUGAUGAUAUCGAGGAAGGCCAUGGAAGGAAAAUUCAACAACCCAUAUUAUUAUUAUUCCCUAAUUUGAAGAGAUUGGAGCUUUAUGAUUUAGAGGAACUCUUGAGUUUUGUUGGAGUGAUGAACAACAAUAUGGACAACAAUUGCAAAAAUCAAAAUGCACUCUUUCAUCUCGAUGAUGAUGAGGUCUGGUUUCCUUGCUUAGAUGAGUUGGUGAUAGAGGGAUUGUCAAAGAUAAAUUAUAUAGUAGGAUGGAAAGAAGGAGAAGGACAUCAUCAUCAUAAGACAUUUCCCGUAUUACAUCGCUUGGAGUUGCAUAGAUUAAGCAAUUUAAUACAUGUGUAUGAAAUCAACGAGCAGCCAGGACUAGGAGGAGUGCUUUUAUUUCAAAACAUGACAGACCUGAGAGUUGGUGGAUGUGGGAAAUUGAGAUAUUUGUUUUCGGAGAAUAUAGGUAGAGUCGCUGUCGAGAACCUUCGGUGGAUACAUAUCAAUGAUUGUGGAAUGAUGGAAGUGGUGAUGAAGAAUAUUGAGGAUGAUAGAACUGAAAGAGGAAGUAAUAAUUCUGUCGACGGAAAUAGUCGUCAUUUCUUUCCACUCCUUCGACGAUUGUUACUUUGGAAUCUAUCAGGUUUGAGGAGCUUUAGUGAUGUUGCUUAUACUUGGGAGUUGCCAUCACUAUAUUGUAUAGAAGUGUUCAGAUGUCCGAAGCUAGAGGCACUCUCUCCCGGCUAUUUGGAUUCUCCAAUGCUGAAGAAAUUCGAAUAUGAUGAUAGAAAUGUAUAUAAUACUUGGAAAGGUGACGUUAACGAUGCAUUGCGUCAUCUUUUUUUAUCAAGGUACUCUCUCCCACUCUCUCUCUCAUUUAUAAAGAGGAAAGAGAAUGGAGAAGAUGAAUAUGAAGAAUAUCUAGAAAAACGAAAGAGAAUGAAGAUGAUGAAGAGAGACUAG
Molecule: messenger RNA, 2116 nt
Organism: Impatiens glandulifera
Lineage: Eukaryota; Viridiplantae; Streptophyta; Magnoliopsida; Ericales; Balsaminaceae
Exons: 5
Coding region: 83-2116 (677 amino acids)
Molecular function (GO): ADP binding
Source: RefSeq, a predicted model, not a curated record